This is a messenger RNA of Priceomyces carsonii, 462 nucleotides long. RefSeq lists its product as uncharacterized. The transcript has a single exon. The record is from RefSeq and is a predicted model, not a curated record. NCBI's taxonomy places the organism in Eukaryota, Fungi, Ascomycota, Pichiomycetes, Serinales, Debaryomycetaceae. The coding region runs from base 1 to 462 and encodes 153 amino acids.
AUGGUUAAACUGCUGAUAUUUGAACAGCUUGACAGUCUCGUUCUUUCUCUGGAAGAUUCUGAAUUUGGGUUUGAUAGCGAGCAGGAAGGUAGCCAAAUAACAGAUGCUACAUCGUUGGUCUCAGAAACAAACUCGCUAUAUGAGCUAGAAUUAAAAGCGAAAGAUACGGUACCGAAAAGUUACUUAAAAGACGAAGUAAAUCAUCAAAAAUUGCAUCAUAAACUUCAAGAGAAGUUUUCAAAUUUACAAAACGUUAUGGAUUGCUUGAUGGACAUGGUGACACACGAGACAUUUCAAAUUGAAGAAGCUAUAGAGAAGUGCUUAUCAGAUAUCAAUAGCAGUAAAGCAAUGAAUACAUAUAUGGUACCUAUUUUGCAGUCGCCCUCACAAAGGCGGCACAAUUCAUGCAAGAUGGGUAGGCAAAAUUGCAGUAAACAAAGCAAAGACAAUUCUUUGUCUUAG